GUUUUGGAUGGUAUGAUUACUAAAGAAGGGAUUCAUCAUGAAGAUAUGAUCCCGGUUCUGUUUAAUCGAUUGAGUUCAAGUAAAACAGACCAUAGAUUGAUUAUACUCCGAAUACUACAAGCACUGGCCGUAUAAGAUGAUGAACAUACGGAAAAGAUGGCACAAAUGGGGAAUUUAUUGAUACUGGUGAAGUCGUUGGGUCAUGAUUUGGAAGAGCAAAAAGAAGCAGUGGGGCUGUUACUGAGUCUAUCAGAUGUUGCUGCAGUUAGGAGAAGAGUCGGGAGAAUUCAAGGCUGCAUCGUCAUGUUGGUUGCAAUUUUUAAUGGGGAUGAUCAAAUGCCGUCACAUGACGCUGCCAACUUGUUAAAUUCUUUAUCAGGCAAUACCCAAUAUGCUCUUCAUAUGGCUGAGGCUGGCUAUUUCAAGCCUCUUGUACACUACUUGAACCAAGGAUCAGACAUGAGUAAGAUUCUAAUGGCAACAGCACUUUCAAGAAUGGAACUCACAGAUCAAAAUAGAGCUAACCUGGGACAAGAUGGAGCCGUUGAACCGCUAGUCAAAAUGUUCACCUCCGGGAACCUAGAAGCUAAGCAAUCGUCUCUAAACGCGUUGCACAACUUGUCUGCCUCAAAAGCAAACGUUCAACGUCUGAUAAAAUCGGGCAUCGUUGCUACUCUGCUACAGCUUCUUUUCUCCGUUACAUCGGUGCUCAUGACUCUAAGAGAGCCACUAUCCGCAAUUCUUGCAAAAAUAGCAGCUCAAUUGGAAGUUGGCACAGUACUAGUGAAACAAGAUGUUGCUCAGCAGAUGAUUUCGCUCCUUCAUCUGACUAGUCCAGUAAUCCAGUGUCACUUGUUAGAAGCACUUAAUGCCAUCGCUGCUUGUCCGAAUGCUUCAAAGGUCAGAAGAAAAAUGAAGGAAACUGGCGCUGUUCGCCUUCUCUUACCAUUCCUAACAGAAAGCCGCAAUACCAAGAUUAGAAAUGGAGCUUUAAAUUUGAUUUACGUAUUGUCUAAUGAUAUGCAAGGCGGGGAGCUAAUGGAGCAGCUAGAACAAAUGCAUCUGAAUACAUUGAUCAACAUCGUAUCAUCAUCAUCCACGACGGAUGAUGAAAAGGCUGCUGCUGUUGGCAUACUAAGCAACUUUCCGGUGAGUGACAAGAAUGUCACAGACAUGUUAAUGAAAGCAAACCUACUGCCCAUUUUGGUUUCCAUAUUGACAUCAAGUACACCUACAACACCACAUUUACUAGCUGAGAACGUCUCCGCAGUACUAAUCCGAUUCACCCUUCCAUCAGACAAGAAACUACAACACUUCUCUGUCGAAAAUGGGGUGAUCAGCAUUUUGGUAAAGCUCCUCACAUGUGGCUCAAUCAUAGCCAAAUGUAGAGCUGCAACAUCACUAGCUCAACUAUCUCAAAACUCACUCACUCUACGAAAAUCAAGAAAGUCAAGAUGGUUUUCAUGUGCCCCUCCCCAUUCUACAGACACAUUUUGUCAAGUACAUGACGGGCAUUGCUCUAUAAAAACCACAUUCUGUUUGGUAAAAGCAGGGGCAAUGCCUCCGCUAGUCCAAAUAUUGCAAGGCAACGAAAGAGCAGCUUCGUCCGCUGCUCUUUCGUUGCCUUGCAACAUUACAACAAGACGAGAUUUGGGAAAAUGGGAGCAACUUGUUAGUGAAAAUAGUCAUGUGUACAACCAAUUAUCAAGAUUCUUGAAGAAGGGAUUAGCUUAA
Solanum tuberosum (potato) is the source of this 1734-nucleotide messenger RNA. RefSeq names its product U-box domain-containing protein 44-like. The record is from RefSeq and is a predicted model, not a curated record. Bases 157 to 1734 code for a protein of 525 amino acids. Gene Ontology annotation, molecular function: protein binding. The transcript is spliced from 3 exons. Lineage: Eukaryota; Viridiplantae; Streptophyta; Magnoliopsida; Solanales; Solanaceae.